GGAUGUUGUGAGGAUCUGCGGCCGCCCGGCCCAGCUUCCUGCAACCGCCCCACGGCGGGCUGCGCUCUUCCUCGGGAGUCGUAGUUCUUCCGUCCGCCGCUGCCUGGCGUGGGGCGCGAGCGGGACUACGAGUCCCGGCAUGCAUUGCAGCGCACUGCCGGGCGCUCCCUCUCGGAGGCGGACGCCUGCGAGCAGGUUGUUUUUAUGAGAGGCGUCACGGGCGCCCGGCGUUGUGACCGCCGCCACCGUGACAGCUGGCGCCGCCGGGCGGAGGUGGCGCUGCCCCUUCAGACCUGAAAAAUGUCUGAAAAUUCCAGUGAUAGUGAUUCAUCUUGUGGUUGGACUGUCAUCAAUCAUGAGGGGUCUGAUAUAGAAAUGGUGAAUUCUGUCACAGCCAGUGACAACUGUGUGCUCACCCCGGAGUGUUCAUCUUUAGAGCAAGAGGAAUUACAACUAUUGCAGAUAGAACAGGGAGAAAGCAGCCAAAAUGGCACAAUGUUUUUGGGAGAAACUGCAUAUCCAGAUACCGAAGAAGCCAAGUCAAGAAUUGAGGCAGAGGAAGAAAAGAUACCUGAGGAUAGUGUCUGUUUUGGAACUGCCAGUGAUGAUUCUGAUAUUGUUACCCUUGAGCCACCUAAGUUAGAAGAAAUUGAAAAUCAAGAAGUCAUCCUUGUUGAAGAAGAAGCACAGAGUCCAGAAGACAUUAACAUGGGCUCUUCCUCAAGUAGUCAGUAUGCAUUCUGUCAUCCAGAAACUGUAUUUUCAUCUCAGCCUAGUGAAGAUGAAUCAAGUAGUGAUGAAACCAGUACCCAGCCCAGUCCGGCCUUUAGACGGCGCCGUGCAAGGAAGAAAACUGUUUCUACUUCAGAAUCUGAAGAACACCUGCUUGCUGAACAAGAAACUGAACCUUCUAGGGAGUCGAGUAAACACCAAUUCAGUAGUGGUCUUAAUAAAUGUGUUAUACUUGCUUUGGUGGUUGCAAUCAGCAUGGGAUUUGGACAUUUCUAUGGCACAAUUCAGAUUCAGAAGCGUCAACAGUUAGUUAGAAAGAUACAUGAAGAUGAAUUGAAUGAUAUGAAGGAUUAUCUUUCCCAAUGUCAACAGGAACAAGGAUCUUUUAUAGAUUAUAAGUCAUUAAAAGAAAAUCUUGCAACGUGUUGGACUCUUACUGAAGCAGAGAAGAUGUCUUUUGAAACUCAGAAAACGAACCUUGCUGCAGAAAAUCAGUAUUUAAGAAUAUCUCUGGAGAAGGAAGAAAAAGCCUUAUCUUCACUACAAGAAGAAUUAAACAAACUAAGAGAACAGAUUAGAAUACUGGAAGAUAAAGGGACAAGUGCUGAGUUAGUUAAAGAAAAUCAAAAGCUUAAGCAGCAUUUGGAAGAGGAAAGGCAGAAAAAAUAUGGCUUUCUUAAUCAAAAGGAGACUCUGUUGGCAGAAGCAAAGAUGCUAAAGAGGGAACUAGAGAGAGAACGACUAGUAACCAUGGCUUUACGGGUGGAACUUCAGCAGUUAAGUGCUAGUCAGUCACAUAGCAACUCAGAGUCUCCCAAUGUGUUGGCUGAAAAAAAGGAGAUAGCAAUCUUACGGGAGAGACUCACUGAGCUGGAGCAGAAGCUGAACUUUGAACAGCAGCGUUCUGAUUUGUGGGAAAGAUUGUAUGUUGAGGCAAAAGAUCAAAAUGGAAAACAAGAAACUGAUGGAAAAAAGAAAGGGAGCAGAGGAAACCACAGGGCUAAAAAUAAGUCAAAGAACACAUUUUUGGGUUCAGUUAAGGAAACAUUUGAUGCUAUGAAGAAUUCUACCAAGGAGUUUGUGAGACAUCAUAAAGAAAAAAUUAAGCAGGCUAAAGAAGCUGUGAAGGAGAAUCUGAAAAAAUUCUCAGAUUCAGUUAAAUCCACUUUCAGACAUUUUAAAGAUAACACCAAGAAUAUCUUCGAUGAAAAGAGUAAUAAAAGAUGUGGUGCUACCACAGAAGAAGCAACUGAAAAACCAAGAACAGUUUUUAGUGACUAUUUACAUCCACAGUAUAGAGCACCUACAGAAAACCAGAAUAGCAGAGGCCCUACUAUGCAAAGAGAUGGAAGAAAAGUAAAACCAACUCACUUUGAAGAAUUCAGAAAAAAUACAAAUUCACAGAAAUGUAUUGCUGAGCGUGACUGUAGGGAAAAUUAUCAUUCUUUCAGAAAGGAUUGUUCUGGUGUAUUUGAAUGUGCUCGACAAGAAUCCAUGAGCCUUUUUAAUACGGUGAGGAAUCCUGUAAGGAUAGAUGAUUUUAGACACGUCAUGGAAAGGUACUUACUAGAAGAACUGAAUGGUUUUCAUCACUGGAAAGAACUUAAUCAGUUCAUCAAUAAGUUUUUCCUAAAUGGUGUCUUUAUACAUGAUCAGAAGCUCUUCACUGACUUUGUUAUUGGUGUUAAAGAUUAUCUUAAGGACAUGAAGGAAUAUCAAGUAGAUAAUGAUGGAGUGUUUGAGAAGUUGGAUGGAUUUAUAUAUAGACACUUCUUUGGUCACACAUUUCCCCUUCCAUAUGGACCCAGUCGACCUGAUAAAAAGCAACGUAUGGUAAAUAUUGAAAACUCCAGGCAGCGAAAACAAGAACAGAAGCACCUUCAGCCACAGCCUUAUAAAAGGGAAGGUAAAUGGCAUAAAUAUGGUCGCACUAAUGGAAGACACAUGGCAAAUUUUGAAAUAGAAUUGGGGCAAUUGCCUUUGGAUCCCAAAUACUGAUUCACGAUUAAGUUACAUUAGAAAAUUGUAAGAGAAAAUGGAUGCUUUUGUUAAUGUUUGGUGUUGAAACUAAGAUGAAAUUAUCAAGAUGAUAAUGUCCUUUUAUUUCUAAGUAUCAGUUUGAUGACUAUUAUUACUCAGAAGCAUCAAUCUAAAGCCUACUAACCUGCAUUUUCCUGUAGUUUAGCUUUGUUGAAUUUUUUUUAGCACUGGAAAUGUUCACUGGUAGUUUUAUUAAGGAAGCUAGGCAUGCAACAGGUUUUGUGCAUGAAAUGAGACUUCCUUUCAGUAUAUGAGCUUAAACUCAAAUCAUACAUUGACAAAGUGUAAAUUAACACUGCUGUUUGUUAAAUUUGCAGUAGAGUUUGAGAAAAGUACACUGUGAUGGAAUUUCAUUUUAUAAUCUUAUACCUGCUUCUUGUCUUUUUUGUGGGUUCAAGAGCCCGUUGACUUGUGAAGAAUUUGCUGCCCUCUUAUGAGCUUGCUGACUUGUUCUCUUGUGAAAUUUCUUGCACAUCUGAGUAUUGUGGAAGAAACAAUAAAACUACACCAUGAGGAAACUAAAGGUCUUUAUUUAAAAUCUAGCAUUGUAUUAAUAUGUGAUUUUAAGUAUGUGAUAUUUAUACAUUUCCUCAAUAGUGGUAUUUGGUAAAGCAGUUCGCAGUUUUUCCCCAAGUUCCAUGAAUUUUACCCGGUGUUUACUAAAGUAUUUAAGUAGCAUCUGAAUAUUUCCACCUAGCAAUGCCAGUUUACCUGGGAAAGUUGUAGACACAGUUCAGAAUUUUAUCUUCUGUUGAGUUUCCCUUUUAACUUCCGUUCAUAAAUAUAUACGUGACUUCCAAUUCGACCCGCCGGCAAGUGAGUGUGGAAGAAAACUGCAGUUCUCUCAUAAUUGUUUGAAAUUAGGAAAGCACUUAUUUCCUAAAAGUAAAUAAACAUUUAAGUAAAUAAAGGUGACAUUUUGCUG
This is a messenger RNA of Carlito syrichta (Philippine tarsier), 3697 nucleotides long. It is a transcript of the gene CCPG1, whose product is annotated as cell cycle progression 1. The transcript has 9 exons. Gene Ontology annotation, cellular component: membrane. Bases 301 to 2730 code for a protein of 809 amino acids. NCBI's taxonomy places the organism in Eukaryota, Metazoa, Chordata, Mammalia, Primates, Tarsiidae. The record is from RefSeq and is a predicted model, not a curated record.